AUGGGCAGAGUCACACAACAGGCAGCCCGAGACCUCCAGCGAGCAGCCCAGUCCACCACACGGCACUCGCUAUGGAUGCACGGCGACUUCAAUUUCCUGGCGCCCGGGGAAUCAGCUCUACGCUUAGACGACCCGGCCCGUGGACCUCUUGACGGCGCACGGCGGCGAGACGGAGCAAGACCUCGCCUUCCUCACGGCGAUGUUGACUUGCCUCGUCUUGGACUCGACCCUCCUCCGCAGGACGGGGACGACGCCCAUGCUGGUCUGGGACCCUGCCCUUCCCCAUCCCCCCCUCUGUCUGCCGCGGCGGCUGGGGUCCCUCCCAGCUCUGGCGAGGCGGCCACGCACGGGGGCGAUGAGACAACCUCUGAGCCGUCACGACGCCGGCUGCAACUCCAUCAACGGGCAUGGCAAGACAUUCUGGACCAGGUUACUGCUGUUGCAGAAGACAAGCACACGCACUACUGGCAACCCAACUCCAAGCUAUCGAGGAUCGACCGCGCAUAUACCUCUCUUCCUGGUUGGUACAUCCUGCAGGUGCGACUCCAGAUGCAUGUCCGCGAUGACCCGCAGCUCACCCACCGCAAACUGCUCAGCGACCACGCUCCGAUCAUCACACUAUCCAGCGACAAGCAACAUAUCCCGACCGACCUGCAGCCCAUCCCGAAAGCUAUUGCAAAGUCGCGCAACUUCCAGGACGCGCUACAGGAGCUGGUGCAAGCAGUGCCACUGGACGAGCUGGACACGGUGACAAGAUGGGACACCCACAAGCGCAUGAUCAGGGAGGCUGGCCGCAUAGCGCGCACAGAGCUCAUGGCAGACCCCACGGCUUUACGGUCCAAGCCCAUUCAGCUGCUCCUUCUCUCCAGCAUGGCCAGAGCGGUUGCCAGGCAGGACCACUACAUGGCCAAAAAGCUUGUGGCGAUGCACGACAUCGCCAAGAAGCACAUCCACAUCGUCCAGGGGAAGGUGACAGGCCUCCCUAACCCCACGGCCUUCCAGGAGCUAUACGCAUCGGCUAAGAUGGCGGACACCAGCGCUCGAAAGCGCGCCAUGGAUGACCGAGCAGUGCGGCCAGGCGCGCAGAACAACUCCAUCAAAGUGCAGCGCAACAUCACCAGGCUCAACAUGCUCGCCAAGUUGUGGUCCCCCUUCGGCAAAAGGCUGAAGCUCGCGGCCAUCAUCCUCGACGCUGAGGAAGCAGAAGACGACGGCCACAUUAGGGGACCCGACAACAUCGCCAUGCAUCUCCAUAAUUACUGGGCGUCCACCUUCACGACGCAAUCCACAGACACCACACGCGCAGCGAACUUCCUGCGCAAGUGGACCACACCGAUCCCCACAGGCGAUUUCCCAGAACCGACGGGGAAUACCAUGGGAUGA
Prorocentrum cordatum is the source of this 1383-nucleotide messenger RNA. NCBI's taxonomy places the organism in Eukaryota, Dinophyceae, Prorocentrales, Prorocentraceae. The record is from the annotation of a GenBank genome assembly.